Molecule: messenger RNA, 579 nt
Organism: Pediculus humanus corporis (human body louse)
Lineage: Eukaryota; Metazoa; Arthropoda; Insecta; Psocodea; Pediculidae
Product: Homeobox protein Hox-B1, putative
Exons: 4
Coding region: 1-579 (192 amino acids)
Biological process (GO): regulation of DNA-templated transcription; neuron differentiation; central nervous system development
Molecular function (GO): DNA binding; DNA-binding transcription factor activity, RNA polymerase II-specific
Source: RefSeq, a predicted model, not a curated record
AUGAUAAUAUUGCGGUGUAAUGUGGCAAUCAUUAAAGAAUCAUUCAUGGUGCUAAAACAAAAAUCAUCCAACGAAAGUGUAAGUAAAAAAUGCGGCGGAAAAGCUAAAAGAGUGAGAACGAUAUUCACUCCGGAACAAUUGGAAAGAUUGGAAGCCGAAUUCGAAAGGCAACAAUACAUGGUGGGACCAGAAAGAUUGUAUUUGGCACAUACUUUACAACUAACGGAAGCUCAGGUAAAAGUUUGGUUUCAAAACCGGCGGAUAAAAUGGCGGAAACAACAUUUAGAAAUACAACAACAGCGUUUGGCUGCUAUUAAACAACAAAAUCAAAGAGGUGACGUCGAUGAUAGCGAUGACGAAAGCGGCGACAGCAGUAAUAAUUAUUCAUUUACAACGGAUACCAACGACAAGGGGGGCGGUAACGGCGGAUUUUUCAAAACCGUCGAUAACGAAUUAGAUAAUAAUUUAGGACAAUUUAACGACAAACUUAAUGGCGGCCGCGGCGGUUCUUUUAACGUUACCGAAAAUCCGAGUGAUAAAAAUUCUAAAAAUGAUACGACGAACAGUGAUAAUAAUUAA